AUGAGUCGUAUCAUGGAACUCCAUCUCUGUGGUUUCCAGUUUGAGCCAAGAGAUGAUCAGAUUGUCCACUUAUAUCUGCUCAACAAGCUCUGUGGAACCCCACUUCCAUGCCAAGGACUCAUUCAAGAUUGCGAUGUCUACGGCGAUCAAGAACCCUGGCAGAUUUGGGAUAAACUUGGCGGACCAACGUACAACAACGAUUUUCUUUACGUUUUCAGCCCUUUGAAGAGGAGGGCUGCCGGGGGCUCUACGUUCAAACGCAAUGUGGGAUCCAGCGGAGGGACUUGGCAUGGAGAGGACACGGGGAAGAAGUUUAAGGUACAAGGAAUUGGAUGGACUCAAAAGCGGUUUUCAUAUCGAAACAAGAAGAAUGAGUGUGAGAACGGGUGCUGGUUGAUGCAGGAAUAUUGUCUUGAUCAAUCUGAAGAGACUGUGGUGUGCCGGAUAAAAAAGAACCACAAGAAAAGAAAGGACGAAGAUAGGGCCGAUGUGUUUGGAUCGAAGCGUGCGAGGAGUGAUGAACAAGUUAUUGGUGUACAAGCUGUUCCUGUUGCUGCUGCCGAAGAACAAAAGACUGCUGCUUCUAUGGAAGAUGUUGAAUUUGCAAAUUAUGUGACUGCACAGCUUCAAGAUGAUGAAGUUGUUUCUGUUCCUGCUGCUGAAGAACAAAGGAGUACUACUGCUUCUGAACAAGUUCCUGUUACUGCUGCUACUGAAGAAGAAAUUGAACAACUUGAAUUUGCAGAAUUCCUGGCUGAGCUUCAAGAUGAUGAAGUUGUUUCUGUUCCUGCUGCUGAAGAACAAGUGACUGCUUUUUGUAUGGAAGAAAUUGAACUUGCAAAUGACAUGGCUGCACAGCUUCAAGAUGAUGAAGACCUUGCAGAUUAUAUUAGAUAUCAGUUCUUGCAGAACCAUGAGGAUAGAUUUACAGUUUAA
Messenger RNA from Mercurialis annua (annual mercury), 936 nucleotides. RefSeq names its product NAC domain-containing protein 6-like. Gene Ontology annotation, molecular function: DNA binding. Gene Ontology annotation, biological process: system development; regulation of DNA-templated transcription. The coding region runs from base 1 to 936 and encodes 311 amino acids. Lineage: Eukaryota; Viridiplantae; Streptophyta; Magnoliopsida; Malpighiales; Euphorbiaceae. The record is from RefSeq and is a predicted model, not a curated record. The transcript has a single exon.